AGUUUUCCUGUGCAACAUAAACAAACCAGUGAAAUUCGGACUGAAUCGUGUUAGAUAAUAUUCAUACUAAGUCUAAAUUAAUUUAACUUAAGUUAAGUGAACUAAAUUCAGUACAUCAGCAAUGAUCCUGCGACUACUUACCUCGUCCAUUCGGCCACGGCUGCCUUCGUUCACCGCCGGAACUCUGCUCAGUCCGUUACGAUCGGCACCCGUCUCUUCCUGUUCCAACCCAAUCAGCUGGUUCAGCAAGACCGCCGGUCGGCGGCUUGCGACUCAGGUCGGAGCCAAGAGCCCCCCAGGCCGAAUCUACGACGUCAGCACGAACGUGGUCAAGGAUGUGAUGUUAUUCAAGUACGACAACCCAAAGUUUUUCCGGAUGUUGAACAUUUUCGCGAUCAGCCAAUUUCUGUUUUGGGGUUAUUUAACGCACUUUGCCUAUACGACGCUCAAGGAUGCACCCGUGCCGGAAACAGAACAUCCGGAGGAGUUGGCUUGGUACCAGAAGAUUAAUCUGGGCGAGAAUAAGUACCGGAACGGAAUCGCGAUUAUGUCGUUCUUUAUUGGUUACGGCAUCCUGUUCGCGUCGUGGAUGUUCACACUUCGCUCGGUGCGCUUCCUGAUUUUACGAAAGGGUGGAGCUCAAGUCAGUGUCGUCACGUACGGUCCCUUCGGGCGGAACCGCAUCAUGGACGUGCCGGUGAGGUGCAUUUCGGCGCAGGAAUCGCGCGAGGCAGCCCGCGUUACGAUCCCCAUCAAGAUCAAGGACCGGUCCUUUUUCUACGUUUUGGACAAACGCGGUGAGUUCUUCAACAACCGGCUGUACGACUAUACCGUCGGCAUGAGACGAAAGCUUGAUUAGAACUUUAUAGAUGAACAAA
Messenger RNA from Culex quinquefasciatus (southern house mosquito), 878 nucleotides. RefSeq names its product transmembrane protein 223. Gene Ontology annotation, biological process: nervous system development. The coding region runs from base 122 to 859 and encodes 245 amino acids. Lineage: Eukaryota; Metazoa; Arthropoda; Insecta; Diptera; Culicidae. Gene Ontology annotation, cellular component: mitochondrion. The transcript is spliced from 2 exons. The record is from RefSeq and is a predicted model, not a curated record.